AUGAGUAGCACUCAAACGUUGUCAGCUGCCCUCAAAACUUUGGCAAACUAUCGAGCACAUAGCACAAGAGCUUCUCAAGAUGUUCUCGCGAAGGGUAGUGCAAUUCUCAGAGACGGUAGACCGGAGGCCAAGUUAGGCGAUGACGCUUGGGCUUUCCUCGAGCAGGUUUUUCUCGCUGCAAUUGAUGUAGGAAAUAUUGAGAUAGCGGAUGAAUGCCUCCACAAGCUAUCAGAUAAAUUUCCUGGCUCUACACGUGUGGACGUUCUCGCUGGUAUACGUAUCGAGGCUUCGGAGUCUCCGGAAAUUGCUCUCAAGUUUUACGACGAUAUAUUGAAGGAUGACUCUGCUAAUGCGGCUGUGUGGAAACGUCGUAUAUCCAUUCUCAGACGUACAGGGAAGAUUGAAAAAGCCGUGGAAGAACUCAAAGAGUAUCUUGACACGUUCUACAACGAUCUUGAAGCAUGGGUCGAGCUCGCAGACAUUUAUUCUUCCUGCUACCAAUACUCUUCCGCCUUAUCGUCUCUCUCGCAUACACUUCUCCUUGCCCCUCAAAACCCUUUCUACACCCUUCAAUUUGCUGAAACGGCGUAUACCGCAAACGACAUACCUCUCGCUUUCAAGAUGUUCUCGGUUUGCAUCGAGAUUGCUGAACGUGACUUGGAGCCUGGAGAAGUUGUGAGGUCGAAGGGCAAAGGUAAAGCCUUAGCAGAAGAUAUCGAUUUGGACGAGAACGCUGGGGAAGGGAUCUCUACUAGGGCUUGGUUCGGCCUUAAAUUGUGCACGCGCAUUUUACUUUCCACAUCGUCCUCUUCUCCCUCACAGACGCCAAUACCAAAGCGGAAGACGAUUGAGCUGGUGGAUGAACUUGCAACUGAGAGAGUGUUGGCUGUUUACUCCUCUAAUGAUGGAAAAGGGAAGGAAAAUGUUCGGGCCUGGCUUGGACGCUCAUAG
This is a messenger RNA of Marasmius oreades (fairy-ring Marasmius), 951 nucleotides long. RefSeq lists its product as uncharacterized. Gene Ontology annotation, cellular component: EMC complex. Gene Ontology annotation, biological process: protein folding in endoplasmic reticulum. The record is from RefSeq and is a predicted model, not a curated record. NCBI's taxonomy places the organism in Eukaryota, Fungi, Basidiomycota, Agaricomycetes, Agaricales, Marasmiaceae. The coding region runs from base 1 to 951 and encodes 316 amino acids. Gene Ontology annotation, molecular function: protein binding. The transcript has 6 exons.